AUGUCCCCCACUGUCCCCUGGCAGCGGAAGUCCCGCCGGUUCUACCCCACCCGCUUGGCCAUCGCUCUGGCCUCGGGGACAUCGGGGACGGUGCCCGAGCCCGACGGCCACGGCUUCGUCCUGGUGGAGACCAACUACAGGAUCUACGCCUACACAGACUCAGAGCUGCAGGUCGCCCUCAUCGCGCUGUUCUCGGAGCUGCUCUAUCGCUUCCCCAACCUCGUGGUGGCCCAGGUGACAAGGGACAGUGUCCAGGCUGCCAUCGCCAACGGGAUCACUGCUGACCAGGUAUGGGGACAUUGGGGACAUCACUGGGGACAUUGGGGACAUUGGGGUGACAAGGGACAGUGUCCAGGCUGCCAUUGCCAACGGGAUCACUGCUGACCAGGUAUGGGGACA
Molecule: messenger RNA, 399 nt
Organism: Corapipo altera (White-ruffed manakin)
Lineage: Eukaryota; Metazoa; Chordata; Aves; Passeriformes; Pipridae
Product: general transcription factor IIH subunit 4-like
Exons: 3
Coding region: 1-384 (127 amino acids)
Biological process (GO): nucleotide-excision repair
Cellular component (GO): transcription factor TFIIH holo complex; transcription factor TFIIH core complex
Molecular function (GO): double-stranded DNA binding; ATPase activator activity
Source: RefSeq, a predicted model, not a curated record